UCAGACCAAUCGUGAUUAAAAAACCUUGAAGCCUCCCCAACGAUCGUGAGCGGGAGGCGGUUUCUUGUUUGUUGGGGCUUGUAUUUGUGUGUUUGCGGGGACUUCGGGGUGCGUGGGGGCGACACCGAACGGGCCAUGGCAGCAGCGGAGGAGGAGCAUGGGGGCCCCGAAGGGCCAAACUGCGAGCGGGGCGGGGCGGGCGCGACCUUCGAAUGUAACAUCUGUCUGGAGACGGCUCGGGAGGCUGUGAUCAGUAUGUGUGGCCACCUGUACUGUUGGCCCUGUCUUCAUCAGUGGCUGGAGACACGGCCAGAGCGGCAAGAGUGCCCAGUGUGUAAAGCUGGCAUCAGCCGAGAAAAGGUUGUCCCCCUCUAUGGGCGAGGGAGCCAGAAGCCCCAGGACCCCAGAUUGAAAACCCCACCCCGCCCCCAGGGCCAGCGGCCAGCUCCCGAGAGCAGAGGGGGCUUCCAGCCAUUCGGCGAUACCGGGGCCUUUCACUUCUCAUUCGGUGUGGGUGCUUUUCCCUUUGGAUUUUUCACCACUGUCUUCAAUACCCAUGAGCCGUUCCGCCGGGGUGCAGGUGUGGAUCUGGGACAGGGUCACCCGGCCUCCAGCUGGCAGGACUCCCUCUUCCUGUUUCUCGCCAUUUUCUUCUUUUUCUGGCUGCUCAGUAUUUGAGCCAUGUCUCCUUUCUGCCCACCUCCAGCCAGAGGAGAAUCAGUAUUGGGGGUCCCUGCUGACCCUUCCUCACUCCUGGGCCCUCCCCCCAGCCCCUCCACUUCUGCUGGCCACUCUCCAGGUGGGUGUGUGAGGAGUGCAUCUGCGCAGAGGGCCACAGGACGGAGAAGCAUCCUCCGACUGUGCACGCACUCGCACUCACCCGCAGCAGCACCUCCCAGCGCUGGGAGAGGAGGGGGCUGAAGAGAAGGUCUGUUUCUCCUUCCUCAUCCUGUGCGUUCCCAUUUCUUGAUUUGAUUUUGAAAGGUGGGCAAGGCUCCCUCUGACUCUCCCCAACUUCUCCCUUGAUUUAAUUUAAUUUUCUCUCCCCAGUACCUACUGUGGGUUCUGACUCAAUGCUCCCUUCUCCUCACUGACUUCUUUAUCACAGACUCAAUAAACAAGCUGAGAUGUAUUGAUGGGAA
Molecule: messenger RNA, 1142 nt
Organism: Myotis myotis
Lineage: Eukaryota; Metazoa; Chordata; Mammalia; Chiroptera; Vespertilionidae
Gene: RNF5
Product: ring finger protein 5
Exons: 6
Coding region: 136-678 (180 amino acids)
Biological process (GO): ubiquitin-dependent protein catabolic process
Cellular component (GO): endoplasmic reticulum
Molecular function (GO): ubiquitin protein ligase activity; ubiquitin-like protein conjugating enzyme binding
Source: RefSeq, a predicted model, not a curated record